AUGUCACGAACAGACCGUCCGCGCAAAGCCCAAUCACUCACUGUUUCCACUCUCCCAAUAGUCCCACCGAACAAUCCGCUGGCAACACCGCAAUCGCCGCGCAAAGCGCGGCCUACGACAAUGUUCAUUCCUUCACAGGAUAAAGUUAUAUCUCCCCAAACCGAACAGACAUUCGCUUCGCUUACCAUACCUGAAAGCAAUACGGAAGCAGACGCAGUUUCGCUUAAUUCGUUUCGAACUGUUGAUACUAAUGCUACUAAUGAUCUAGAGAGCGUAUCGUCAGACGUAGCUGAACGGGCUGCAGAUCCGCAAGGGCUUGUCAAGUACUUGUGCGAUAUCGAUGGAGGAUUGAACGUUAUACUAGAGCGAGUCAAGCAGGAUGCACAGUCAUGUAAGGAAACGGCCAAUUUUUUGAAAAAGAGAGCCAUGAUUGAAGAUGAAUAUGGGCGUUCGAUGCUUAAGCUGUCUCGUGGCACGCAAGAGAGUUGUAAUAACAGUGAUAGCAAGCGAGGUACAUAUGGCGAUAAUUGGUAUAAUAUACUGCGACUUCAUGAGAUAAUUGGUGAAAAUAGGAUAAAGUUCGCUGCUGCUAUUCAGGAAAUAGCCGACGAUCUUACUUAUCAACAUAAAGAUACAGAUAAAGGCAGAAAGAAUAUGAAAGACGCAGGACAGAAAUACGAACGAGCAAUCCAAGAAACAGAACAAUCACUGGAGAAGGCCAAGUACAAAUACGAAAGCCAGAGUGAAGACUGGGAGCGCUCUUUAUUAGAGAAAAAUGGGGAUAUUGUUCCGAAUUCCAAAAGGACACUCACAAAAGCUAUAUUUAAUAAUAAACCAAAGUCGCCCACUCAGCUGGGGAAACAAGAGGAAGAUGCACGUCAGAAAGCAGCGACAGCAAAUGAAAACUAUAAAUUACAGUUGUCUAAUACUAAUUCAUUGCGUAAUGAGUAUUAUAAUGUCCAUCUUCCACGAAUGAUAACAUCAUUAAAAGAUGUGGCGGAUGAGUGCGAUGCAGCACUGCAAUACAAUCUAGCACGCUAUUCCUACCUCUAUGAAAAUACCAUGGUAAGCGAGGCAUUGGUUAUAAACCCUAUCAAUCCAGAAGAUGGAUUUUCCAUGCGUAAAAUGAUUGAACAAAUUAAUAAUGAAGAGGACUUCCAAUCUUACGUAACGUCUUGUGGUACCAAAUCAAAGAAGCUUCAGCGUCAUAAUAUUGAAUAUAAUGAGUAUAAUAUGUCUGAAGUUGCACAAAGUAUUGUAAAUCCCAAGAUUAUAUUUGGGGUAGAUCUGGCCUUCCAAAUGGCAAGGGAUAAACAGGAUGUCCCAAUGAUACUAGUAAAAUGUGCUGAAGCCAUUGAAAAAUAUGGUCUCUAUAACAAAGGGAUGUAUCGAGUAUCCGGAUCGACCCCGCAAAUAAUGAAGUUGAAGACACUGUUUAAUAGGAAUGCCGAAACUGUAGAUCUGGAUAAUUCUGAACAUAUUGCAGAUAUAAACAAUGUUGCAAGUGUCUUGAAGAUGUGGUUUAGAGAAUUGCCUGACCCACUAUUUGUUCGUGCACAAUGUAAUGACUUUAUCAAUGCAGCAAAACUCGAAGACAAGAAGUUGCGGGUGAUUACAUUACAUGAACUUGUCAAUACUCUUCCCGAUCCAAAUUACAGCACGCUAAAGUAUUUGAUGGGACAUUUAAACAAAAUUGUAGCCAAUGAAGAGUCAAAUAAAAUGGGUGUUAAGAAUCUUGGUAUUGUAUUUGGACCAACGCUCAUGGGCAGUCCAGCUAUCCCCAAUCCAACAGCCUCUACCAUACCAAUGCAGGGCAUGGCAUCAAUAGUGGUUGACAAUGGUGGAUUGGAUGACAUGAGCUGGCAAUGCAGGGUCGUCGAGACUAUUUUAGAGAAUUAUAAAGUCAUUUUUGUACACGAUUGA
Messenger RNA from Paraglomus brasilianum, 1923 nucleotides. Lineage: Eukaryota; Fungi; Glomeromycota; Glomeromycetes; Paraglomerales; Paraglomeraceae. The record is from the annotation of a GenBank genome assembly.